Messenger RNA from Microtus oregoni (creeping vole), 2608 nucleotides. RefSeq names its product ribosomal protein S6 kinase alpha-6-like. Gene Ontology annotation, biological process: protein phosphorylation. Lineage: Eukaryota; Metazoa; Chordata; Mammalia; Rodentia; Cricetidae. The record is from RefSeq and is a predicted model, not a curated record. Gene Ontology annotation, molecular function: magnesium ion binding; ribosomal protein S6 kinase activity; ATP binding.
CUUUAACUGCAGCAGGCUGGCAGCCUCUGGAUGAAUGUGAAGGACCAGCUUCUCUGUGAUUGUACUACACCGACUUUGAGGCAUGAUGAAUUCUAGAAGGACACGACGUAGAACAUCUGGCCGUAGGGUCAACUCUAACUUGAGCCUGUGUUGUUGCCUUCCAUUGUUUGAAUGUCGUCGACGAUCCAAAAAUCAGCAGUCGGCGGACACCCCGCUCUCCCAGCUCCUGAGAUAUCCACCGGUGACGAGGUCAGCGGUCACUGAAUACGGGGCUCGGAGUCUCUUCCGAGGCGGCAGCGAGGAUGCUCAGCAGGCGGGAUGUGUGCUGGUGCUGGAGACGGGCAGCUCCUGUUCGAGUGCUCCUGAAGAGGCGAUGCUACCAUUCGCUGCUCCGGAGGAUACCUGGGACGACCAAGAAAUGGAGGUGUUUGGCAGCAGCGGUGGGGCAUGUGGUGGCGGCGAGCCACAGGAUAUGUUUGCCCCGAAGAUGGCUGAGGUUAUACAAGAACAUGAACAGGAAGAGGUAAAUGAUCUUAAAAUGGUUGAUGAGCCAAUGGAAUAGGGAGAACCAGAAUCUAGCCUGGAUGAAGAUGUUAAAGAAAUCCCUAUUACACAUCAUGUGAAAGAAGGAUAUGAGAAAGCAGAUUCUGCACAGUUUGACCUGCUCAAGGUUCUUGGUCAGGGGUCUUUUGGAAAGGUUUUUCUUGUUAGAAAGAAGACCGGUCCUGAUGCUGGGCAGCUCUAUGCAAUGAAGGUGUUAAGAAAAGCUUGCUUAAAAGUUCGAGACCGUGUUCGCACAAAGAUGGAGAGGGAUAUUCUUGUGGAAGUAAAUCAUCCAUUUAUCGUCAAACUACACUAUGCCUUUCAGACUGAGGGAAAGCUGUAUUUAAUCUUGGAUUUCCUCAGAGGAGGAGAUGUCUUCAGAAGAUUAUCCAAAGAGUGCUUGUAUAAUUUUUACACUCCAAACAGCAGCAUACAAGAAUUUCAGUUGCUUCACAUCCUUGCCAACAAUUUUGGGCUUAGCAAAGAGUCAGUGGAUCAAGAAAAGAAGGCAUACUCAUUUUGUGGCACUAUCAAAUAUAUGGCUCCUGAAGUAGUAAACAGACGAGGCCAUUCUCAGAGUGCUGAUUGGUGGUCAUAUGGUGUACUUAUGUUUGAAAUGCUUACUGGCACUUUGCCGUUUCAAGGUAAAGAUAGAAAUGAGACCAUGAAUAUGAUACUGAAAGCAAAACUUGGAAUGCGUCAAUUUCUUAGUGCUGAAGCACAAAGUCUUUUGAGGAUGUUAUUCAAAAGGAAUCCAGCAAAUAGAUUGGGAUCAGAAGGAGUUGAAGAAGUCAAAAGACAUGCUUUUUUUGCAUCUAUCUGGAAUAAACUAUAUAAAAGAGAAGUUCAGCCUCCUUUCCGACCUGCUUCUGGAAAACCAGAUGAUACUUUUUGUUUUGAUCCUGAAUUUACUGCCAAAACACCUAAAGAUUCUCCUGGUUUGCCAGCCAGUGCAAAUGCUCAUCAGCUCUUCAAAGGAUUCAGCUUUGUUGCAACUUCUAUUGCAGAAGAAUAUAAAAUCACUCCUGUUACAAGUGCAAAUGUAUUACCAGUCGUCCAGAUGAAUGGAAAUGCUGCUCAAUUUAGUGAAGUCUAUGAAUUGAAAGAGGAUAUUGGUGUUGGUUCUUACUCUGUUUGCAAGCGAUGCAUACAUUCAGGUUCCAACAUGGAAUUUGCAGUAAAGAUCAUUGAUAAAAAUAAACGAGAUCCUUCUGAAGAAAUUGACAUUCUUAUGCGUUAUGGACAACAUCCCAACAUUAUCACUUUAAAGGCUGUCUUUGAUAAUGGGAGAUAUGUUUACCUUGUUACGGAUUUGAUGAAAGGAGGAGAACUACUGGAUCGUAUUCUCAAAAAAAAGUGUUUCUCAGAACAGGAAGCUAGUGAUGUAAUAACACUAGUGUAUGUAAUAACAAAGACAGUUGAAUAUCUUCAUUGUCAAGGAGUUGUUCAUCGUGAUCUUAAGCCCAGUAAUAUUUUGUACAUGGAUGAAUCAGCCAAUGCAGAUUCAAUUAAGAUCUGUGAUUUUGGGUUUGCAAAACAGCUUCGAGGAGAAAAUGGACUUCUGUUAACUCCGUGCUACACUGCAAACUUUGUAGCACCUGAGGUUCUCACUCAACAGGGAUAUGAUGCUGCUUGUGAUAUUUGGAGUUUAGGAGUCCUAUUUUACACUAUGUUGGCUGGCUACACUCCAUUUUCCAAUGGACCCAAUGAUACUCCUGAAGAAAUACUCCUGCGUAUAGGCAAUGGGAAGUUCUCUUUGAGUGGUGGAAACUGGGACAAUAUUUCAGAUGGAGCUAAGGAUUUGCUUUCUCAUAUGCUUCAUAUGGACCCACGUCAGCGUUAUACUGCUGAACAAGUAUUAAAACACUCUUGGAUAACCCAGAGAGAACAUUUGCCGAGGGAUCAGCCAAAGACAAAUGAUGCAUCACAUGUUGUUACGGAAGCAAUGGUUGCAACAUAUUCUGCCUUGACUCCCAAGUCUUUCCAACCAAUUCUAGAGCCUGUUGCUGCUUCAAGUUUAGCUCAGAGACGGAGCAUGAAAAAGCGAACAUCCACUGGCUUGUAA